AUGCGUUUGCCGGGAGUCGAACCCGGGUCUAUUGCUUGGAAGGCAAUUAUCCUAACCGUUGGACUACAAACGCUGUUGCUUGUUGAUUCUCUUGUUUUAAUGUCUAUAUACUACUACUACUCUUCGACUUCUUCCAUUGAAAUUCCAGAUUUUGCAAUUCGUUGCGUGUGGAAUAGGAUUGGAGCUAUGGAGACGAUUCCUGUGAGGACGACGAUGAUACCUUCAACUUCAGCUCAUGCUUUCCAUCGGAGAACAACCUUCCAACCCUCAUCUUCACCAAUUCAUCAUAACAGACACUUACGCUUUGCUCUUCGUGCCAAACUGUCUGAUACUAAAUUUCAAGAUUUUCAGAGCUAUGUGAAGCCUUCACGUAUUUUGCCUGCCUCUGAAGUGAAAGUGUAUACAAAUGCAUCAGCAGAAAAUCUUUUAUCUUCCCUGAAGGGGGAUGAAUCCAAAUCGUUAUUCAGGGUCCAGUUAGGUACCAGCAACUUAUAUGGCUCAAGUAUAACUGACUUCAAUGCUGGAAUUCUCUUGUGUUUGAUAGAUGAAGUCGGAAAUUCCAUAUUGAAGAGGAUCCCUGUGAGUUUGAUGACUGAUCAUUCCACAGAAUCGGGGGAUAUAACCAAUGGUGACGCGCUUCACUUCCAAAGAGGUUCUGUUGAUGAAUUCAUUUUUGAAGGUCCUAAAGUUGCAAGACUUGAGGCUCUUUGGGUCAGUGUUGAAUCGGGUCAGUGGCGCCUAGGAAGUGUAUCCUUAAUGGUUAUUAAUAGUGAACGGCAACUAUCAUUGCCAGAAGAUACGGCGGAACUACGGUACACCGGCUUUCAGUAUGACUUUCAGAUUGAAGAUGUGUUGCUUGGUGAGGGAAGUGAUAUGUCCAUGUUGGAAUUAAGACCUACCCUUGUCACUGAGCUUGAAGGAACUGAUCCUAUAAGCUUGUUCAACAAAGGAGUUUAUGACAGUAGCACCUUGCUCCUGAGUACUGGGAUCUCAAAUGAAGAGAGCAUGAGGGAAUAUGCAAGCUUGAAGUUCUCAUUGCUAUUUUAUGAUGCUGUGCUGACACUAAUUGGAACAUCAAUUGCUUCACUCUCAGCUGGGGAAAAUUUUGGGUUUGCUUUCUUGAUUGGUGGGAUUGGAGGGUUCUUGUAUCUCCUACUGUUGCAGAGAUCUGUGGACGAAUUGCCAGCUUCAGAAUUGAUCACCAGUAACAAGGGAGGAAGUAAUGCAUUGUUCAGAGGUUUGAAGGGCCCAAUAGCAAGCGUGGCAGUGGCUGUAGGUUUAGCUGUAUUGGCAGUGAGGUAUAGUGAAGGAGGUCCAGUGAUGUUCACUCCAAAAGAUCUCAUUGUUGGAAUGAUGGGAUUUCUUGCAUGUAAGGUUUCUGUUGUGUUGGCUGCAUUUAAGCCCAUAACACCAGGUCUGAAGUUACCAAGUGAUAUGUAACAUUGUUAUACUUUUUUCUUUUAAAGGAAUGCUAUACAUAGCUUGUUUGGCAGCUGUAUUAUACAAGAUAGGGUAAAUGAGGAAUAACUUUACAAAUUGUUUGGAGCAAGCAUUAUAGUACACAAGUUUAUGUAUCAAA
Messenger RNA from Lotus japonicus, 1579 nucleotides. RefSeq lists its product as uncharacterized. NCBI's taxonomy places the organism in Eukaryota, Viridiplantae, Streptophyta, Magnoliopsida, Fabales, Fabaceae. The transcript is spliced from 3 exons. The coding region runs from base 1 to 1440 and encodes 479 amino acids. The record is from RefSeq and is a predicted model, not a curated record.